UUAUUUAUAUCCCGCCUCCAUCUCCCCCAAAGGGGACUCAGGGCGGCUUACAGCAAAAUCAAAUACAAAGCAAUGAUAACAUAUGAAACAUCAAAGAACAAUAACAAAACCAAUAACAAAAUAGACACAAUAACUGGAAAAAACUCACACACACACAACGUGGUAUUAAAACAUUGAGUUAAAAACAAUGAGGUUGCAAUAGUGGAUAAGCAAGGUGCACAUUAUGAAUAAUAGUAAGUGUCUCUUAUAUAGCAAUAUUUCUGCUGAUGUUGCUCCACAAGUUGUAAAGGAAUGACAGGUGUUUCUCCAGCUAAAACAUCCUGACUCCAUUAGUUCCUGGACAGAUGUUGGCUUUUUCCCUUAAGUAAUAAGUGGUUUCCUUUCUCAAUGAACCUUGUUCGACUUCCUUCUUAAUGUAAGGAACUUUGUAGACACUUCCUUACUUAAAAGAGCCAUUGUCUCUGGUAAUGUAAACAUUUUGUUUUCCACCAAGAGUUAAUAGUUUGUCCCUGGUCAUGUCAGCAGUUCAGCAGCUUUUAAUUACAGUUCAGGAUUUUUUUCGUAGUUUUCCAGGCUUAAUUUUUUAGGAUGGCAUUUCUAGACCCCAUAGUGUCAUGGUUUGCAAAGGCGCUGUGCUGUGUGUGUGCUAAUUAGAAAAUAAAGUGCAUGAAGUCAUUUGGCUGAACCUGCAAAGACUUGAUACUGGACUGACUUGAUACUCUUUCAGUUCUGCUGCUGCAGACCCAGUUUGGACAAGUUUUUUCAGUGCUAGCUGAGAGUACUGCUGGAGAGGCCUUGCUAUUUUGAGGCCUGUUUGCUGCUGAGAAAAGAGAAUGAAGACCAGGACUGUAUUCUUCUCUGAAGCAGAUUUGUGGACUGAGAAAGGACCGUUUAUGACUGUGGACUUCUGAUAAGAAAACAAGAUGUGGCAGAUCCUGGGAGUUCUGGUGUUCUGUGGCCUGCUGAGCCCCUCUGUCGGAACUGUGCCAGGGAUUAGGUUUGUUUUGAAUCCUGCUCAAUAUACUCAAGCCUUUACAGAUACUUUGAGCAGAGAUGACCUUCUAUGGACUUCCCUGAAAACCCUUCCAUUUUCUGACAUCACACUUGGAUCACUACUUGGUAUAGUUGGCCAAAUCCUUGGGCUCAAAGCUACGGCAGUCCGAAAUACUGGCCUUACGGUGGUCAUGACUAAUGAGAAGAUAAAAAUUAAAUUGUCUCUUGAAGUGGACAUCUCUGGCACACUAAUUAUACCACUAAACAGCAUAAUCAAUAUCUGUGCACAUUUGGACAUUAACCUUUCAUUUGGAUUUGGAAACUAUUUUGAUGGUAAAUUCGAUAUUGUAAACUUUCAGUGUGUGCCCACAGUUGGAUCCAUUGAGCUCAAGCUCUUGAGUGGUUUGCUACCCCCACUAUUGAUACCAAAAAUCCAGGACUCUAUUUCAUCAGACUUAAGCAAGCAGAUAUGUGGCUCUAUGAACACUGUCAUUAAUGCUCUUUCCAACAUAUGGCUGGCCACUGGGAACGUGCUUCUUCCCUUCGGCAGCUUUGGAGAUUUCACGUUUAAGCUUGCUGCCUUGCCUACUAUAACAGAAAAUUAUUUGGAAGUCACUGUAUAUGUGUAUUUCCGGUUUGCGGUUUCAGGCGUAUACAUUGGCAUCCCUGACACAGACACCUCUAUUGCUUUGCCUGUUCUGGGCAGCCACGGGUGCUGCCUUGCCAUCCAUCCAGGAACGCUUAAUAUUGCACUGCAGGGAGUCAUCCCCAAAGUGCCUCUGGAAAUCAGCAAUAUCCUUGAGGUGUUCUCUAAAGCUGAAGAACUGAAAGAUGUUAUUCUGGCUCUGCUUCCAGAUGAGGUUCUUCCGAACCUUGCCGCGGGCGAUCUCUCCUUUAAAAUUACCAUUGGAACAAAUCCUCUCUUUGCUUUCGACAGUACUGGUGCUACUGUGACUCUCAGUGCUAAAAUCGAGAUCUUUGCCAAGAAAGCAGACGGAUCUAAAAUUUCUGUAGUCGUCGUGAGAUGUAGUAUUUCUGCGAAAGUCGCUAUCUCUGUGGCCAAUAGCAAACUGAAUCUAGGCCUUUUACUCUUCAGUAUUGCUCUCGAGCUGGAAUCUUCAAGCGUUGGCAUCAUUGAUGUUAGCAGCUUCUUAGACCCCCUCUCUUCCUUAGUGAAUGAAGCCAUUAUGCCUGUCCUGAAUGUACCUCUUGGUCUUGGAAUCCCUCUGCCUCAACUCCUAAAAAUUCCCCUGGUGAAUGUGAAAAUCCAAACAAUUGUGAACGCCCUUGUGAUUUGCAUCUAAAAGCAGAUGCAAACGUCUCUGGCAGCCAGCAAAAGACACAAAGCGCCUCCACAAAUGCUUCGUUGAUCUCACUUGAUUCCAGUUGAUCCUUUCUCAUGCAAUUGUUAUGUAAUUCUUCCAAUAAAUGCUUUGGCUUCUGGUAGCAAUUUA
Molecule: messenger RNA, 2447 nt
Organism: Anolis carolinensis (green anole)
Lineage: Eukaryota; Metazoa; Chordata; Lepidosauria; Squamata; Anolidae
Product: BPI fold-containing family B member 4-like
Exons: 17
Coding region: 924-2297 (457 amino acids)
Molecular function (GO): lipid binding
Source: RefSeq, a predicted model, not a curated record